Molecule: messenger RNA, 2825 nt
Organism: Lineus longissimus
Lineage: Eukaryota; Metazoa; Nemertea; Pilidiophora; Heteronemertea; Lineidae
Product: sphingomyelin phosphodiesterase-like
Exons: 11
Coding region: 425-2389 (654 amino acids)
Biological process (GO): ceramide biosynthetic process; sphingomyelin catabolic process
Cellular component (GO): lysosome
Molecular function (GO): acid sphingomyelin phosphodiesterase activity
Source: RefSeq, a predicted model, not a curated record
CACUAGUUUUGGUCCCAAAUUGGUUGUUUCCAUUCAAUUUCACCUCUAUUCAGGUCACCUCUCUAUUAAAGACAGUAUACUUGUCAGUCCCGGGGUGUCCUAAAUAGAGAGGUUCUACUGUACUUCUUGAUCUGAGCUGAUCUUGGUCAAUGCAUGUAUGAAAAGUUGCCCAAAACUUCAUCAAAGGAUUUAUCAGGACAAUGGACCUGGACCAUGGAACAUUUCUAAUGCCUAUUUCAUCAAUUGUAAAACAUGACAUUGGGAUAUUGCCACGCUUUUCGCAAAGACCUAUGUAAGGUUGUACCCAGCUGACUUUAUUGAUUGGUAGACAUAAAUAUAUAUAGCUUAUUGCCAGGUUGUUUCUGCUGGUAUGCUGGUAUCCAUCUGCCACAACAGUUAAAAACUAGAGGUUUGAGGAUUGAGGAUGUCACUGACGAGUGCUGUACUGUUUCUGACAGGGACCCUUCUCAUUUUCAUCGUUGGACCAUGGAUAGAAGGUCGGCCACUGAACCUAGCAUCCCCAGGCAGCGAGGUCUACACGAUGAUGCAUUGCCUUCCCGACAGAUUCCUACAGCGGAUGAUCCAAAAUGGCUACUCCGUACCUGACCAGAGCGACCUUGACAUUCUGAGGUCACAGGACCGUAACUCUCGCCUGUUGACCUUGAAAUAUUUCGUAGAAAACGCAGUUGUGAGAAAAUCCAGUCCGUGCCAGAACAGCUUAACGGAAUAUCUCCUCGAUCGGAAAUCUCUUGUGAAAGGUUUAGCAUUGGUAGCGGAGAGACUGAGCAACUCGAAUGUGAAGUUUGACGUGACAUGCCUCGAGUGCGAGACUGUUAUAGAACUAUUGAAAGCGAUCGCAAAGUCCCAUUUGCCGCCGGAGGAAAUUGUUGUAGAAAGUUUGAGCUUUUUGUGCACAAUUUUUAAAAUUGAAUCGAAGGGGAUCUGCCGUACUGUUAUCAAGGAAUUCAAGGAUGAGUUUUUCUACACUGCCAGCCACCUGACGAUGCCCGUGUCGAAGGUUUGCGGUAUUCUCGUCCCUGAAUGCUCGACGUUUAAAAACCCGCUGGAGGACUGGAAUAUUACCUUACCAAACACGCCAAAACCACCGGUCGUAACCCCAACACUUCCUCCGGCCUCUGCUCCCAAGUUGCGAAUUUUGCAGCUGUCCGAUAUUCACAUGGACUUCAACUACCAAGUGGGAGCCAAUGCCGAGUGUGGUGAACCGUUGUGUUGUACGAAGGGGAAUGGCCCAGCUCCCACGCCAGCCCAAGCUGCCGGGAAGUGGGGCGACCACAGGAAAUGUGACAUCCCUUACUGGACUCUCGAAAACCUCUUCAUCCACUUAAACAAAAGUCAGACCUUUGAUAUGAUCUACUGGACUGGCGACCUCCCCUCCCAUCACAUAUGGGACCAGACAAGGGAGCAGCAGGUCUAUAUCUAUAAGAACCUGACCAAUUUGUUUCUGCAGUAUUUCCCUAGGACUCCUGUGUAUGGCACAUUAGGGAAUCAUGAAAGUGCCCCAGUCAAUAGCUUCCCACCUGACUACGUCACUGGAAAUCGCUCCAUGUCCUGGUUGUUUGAUGAGAUAGCCGUCAGCUGGGGGAACUGGCUACCGAAGAACGACACCAUGGCUUUCAUAAAGAAAGGGGCCUACUAUACCACGCUCAUCAAACCUGGCUUCCGCAUAAUUUCUCUCAACAUGAACUACUGCAAUAAUCAGAACUGGUGGAUGAUGAUAAACACGACUGACCCAACGGGAGAAUUACAAUUUCUGGUCGAGACGCUUCAAAAGGCAGAGGACAACAAGGAAUUGGUGCAUAUAAUUGGUCAUAUCCCGCCGGGAUCUGGGACGUGUUUGUCAACGUGGAGUUGGAAUUAUCAUAGAAUUGUUAACAGAUAUGAGAGUACCAUUGUUGCACAAUUCUUCGGACACACCCACACCGAUAGUUUCGAGCUGUUCUUCGAUGAAAAGAACGUAACACGGCCAACAAGUAUCGCGUACGUCGGCCCGAGUGUGACGUCAUACCCCGACCUGAAUCCUGGGUUCCGUAUUCAUACACUAGAUGGCGACCACAAGGAAACCACAAGAAUGGUCUUAGACCAUGAGACGUAUGUCAUGAAUCUGACUGAAGCCAAUUUGAGUGGCGUUCCUAAAUGGAAGUUGGAGUACACCGCUAAGGACGCAUAUAACCUCAAGAGUCUUCUUCCGUCCGAUUGGAAUGACUUGGUGAAUCGCAUGAAGGCAGACGACACAUUGUUUACAAAAUAUUUUCGAUUUUACUACAAACUGGCUGACCACGCUCCGUGCAGAGGUGACUGCAAGACAGGCAUGCUGUGUGGGUUGAGGUCGGCACGUUCCUAUGAUAAUACGUUUUGCAAAGGACUAUGAUGAGAAAUUCUCAUGUGGCCUCGGAAUCUUUUAACUGAUAAAACUUUUAGAUAUAUAAGGGACAGACAAGCUCCAACAAAGGACACUUGCAACAGAUACAAUUAAAGGGGUAGGCCUACACCGUUUGUCAUGACUGGUGGUCCAGGAAAAUAGAAAUGCAGUUAUACACAAUGCCAUAGUGCAGUUAUCAUGGAUACGAAUAUACUAAAACAGUUGAUGGUUUCAGUAUUUUGAGAUCGCGUGGAGAGGAUAUAUCAAUCCCUGUAUUGAGGGCUAUCCUGGAAUGAAUCAGAAAAUGUGCACAAUCAUUCUCCCUGAUGUUGAAGCCAAUAACUUGCCAGUGUUGGAGAGUCUUGAAACAGCUAUAUCAAUCAAGUUGCGUGCUGUGUAAAUAAUGAUGUAAUUUGGUGAUUUACAAAAAGAUGUUUUUGUCUUA